AUGCCGGUGAGUCCACGGGCUGUGCCAGACUCUCCUGAUGGGAAAUCCAGGCAAGUUGUUGUUGUUGUUGUUGUUGUUGUUGUUGUUGUUGUUGUUGUUGUUGCUGUUGUUGUUGUCGUUGUGGUUAUUGUGGUUGUUGUGGUUGUUUUUACUGUUGUUGUGAUUAUUGUUGUGGUUGUUGUUGUUGUUAUUGUUGUUAUUAUUGUUAUUGUUGUUGUUAUUGUUAUUGUUGUUGGUAUUGUUAUUGUUAUUGUUAUUGUUAUUGUUGUUAUUGUUAUUAUUGUUGUUGUUGGUGUUAACCACAACUGCAUGUUCCAAGUGUCAGAUAUGAAAUGUUGGUUCGGAACUCAGCGGACACAUUUAGGAGCAAUUUGGAGUUCAUCGAACGCCCACGACAGGUUGGUGAUUGAAGUCGUAUUCGCUGAUUUCAAGGAGCACUAG
This is a messenger RNA of Perkinsus marinus ATCC 50983, 441 nucleotides long. RefSeq lists its product as hypothetical. The transcript has a single exon. The record is from RefSeq and is a predicted model, not a curated record. Bases 1 to 441 code for a protein of 146 amino acids. NCBI's taxonomy places the organism in Eukaryota, Perkinsozoa, Perkinsida, Perkinsidae.